UUUGCACUUUUGUUGCAAGUUCUUUUUUUUCAUAUAUAACUUCAAACAAACCUGUUGUUUUUUUUUCCAGAGUACUAUUAAAGAGGCUGGAAAGGCAUUUGAUUCAGAAACCUUGUGAACUAUGGUAGGACACUGAUCUUCUGGUAAAUCUCUGGUAAGUGAGGGAAAGCAUAGACAUCCAGGAUUUUAAGGACUUGAGUAGCUGAUUACACUACAGACGGAGUCUAUGGGCUGUGUUCCGCAGCUGAAGUAGCAUUUUUUUUGCGCCCAGUCAUUUGAAGUGGUCUUUCUGAUAAUGAUGUAUCUUAAUGGCUCAAGGUGUUUUAUCAGUAAGCAUGCGUGAAGAGGAACAGUCUUUUCAUGUCCGUUACAGGAUGGAAGCCUCUUGUCUUGAGUUGGCUCUAGAAGGCGAGCGGUUGUGUAAAGCAGGUGACUGUCAGGCUGGAGUAUCUUUCUUUGAAGCUGCAGUUCAAGUUGGGACUGAAGACCUCAAGAUUCUUAGUGCUAUAUACAGCCAACUUGGAAAUGCAUAUUUUUAUUUACAGGAGUACUCUAAAGCAUUAGAAUAUCACCAUCAUGAUUUAACUCUUGCUAGAACAAUUGGUGAUCGAAUUGGUGAAGCUAAAGCUAGUGGUAAUCUUGGGAAUACCUUAAAAGUGUUGGGGAAGUAUGAUGAAGCUGUAUCCUGUUGUCAGAGACAUUUAGAUAUCUCUGCAGAACUUGGUGAUAAGGUUGGGGAAGCAAGGGCGCUUUACAACCUUGGAAAUGUGUACCACUCUAAGGGCAAAAGUAUUGGCUCACUUGGUGCUCAAGAUCCAGGAGAGUUUACAGAGGAUGCAAAGCAUGAUUUGCAGAAAGCUUCAAAUUACUAUGAGGCAAAUUUAGUCCUUGUCCAAGAACUUUUAGACAGAGCAGCUCAGGGUCGUGCUUACGGCAAUCUAGGAAACACACAUUAUCUUUUAGGAAAUUUCAGGAAAGCUGUGUGGUACCAUGAGCAGCGUCUCCUGAUUGCAAAGGAAUUUGGUGACCGAGCAGCUGAAAGACGAGCCUACAGCAACCUGGGAAAUGCUUACAUAUUUCUUGGUGAAUUUGAAGUAGCAGCUGAAAAUUAUAAAAAAACUCUGUUACUUUCUCGGCAACUAAAAGAUCGUGCUGUGGAAGCGCAGGUGUGCUAUAGUCUGGGAAACACUUAUACUUUAUUGCAAGACUAUGAAAAAGCAAUUGAGUACCAUCUGAAGCACCUUGUCAUUGCCCAGGAACUUGAUGAUAGAGUUGGUGAAGGCAAAGCAUGCUGGAGCUUAGGGAAUGCCUAUACUGCUCUGGGAAAUCAUGAACAAGCUAUGCAUUUUGCUGAAAGACACCUAGACAUUUCGAAAGAGGUUGGGGACAGAAGUGGAGAACUAACUGCUAGAAUGAACCUCUCUGAUCUUCAGAUGGUGCUGGGCCUUAGCUACAGUGCUAACAACUCUGUUUUAUCCAAAUCCCUCAGUACAGAGUUUCCAUCAGCUGGAUCUAAACCUAAGCCUGGCCGGAGGGUCAGUAUGGAAAAUUUGGAACUUAUGAAGAUGACUCCCGAAAAGGCUCACAACUGGAACAGUGAAAUUCUUGUAAAGCAGAAACCUCUUAUCGGAAAGCCAUCAACAAAGUUGCUUUUCGUAAAUCGACUGAAAGGCAAAAAGCAUAAAACCAGCAGCACUUCUACAAAAGUUCUUCAGGAUAGAAGCAAUUCUAAUGAUAUUAAAGUCCACGUUCCUCAUAGGUACUAUCUUAGGAAAUGGCGACGGAUACGAGAUCAACAUUGGUCUCUCCCUGGUUCUGUAAGGUGGCCACAGUCGUGGCACCAGGGAGAUGUGACGAAGGUUGAAAAGAGAAUAAGCCUUGACAUGCAGGGGGAUGAAGGAUUCUUUGAUCUGCUUAGUCGAUUUCAAAGCAACAGGAUGGAUGACCAGAGGUGUGCUUUAAAAGAUGAACAAAGCAAACUGACAGCAGCAAAGUCUGAUGCAGUUUCCACCAUCUCAAGAGACAUGCAGAAUUCGUCUUCAGCAUCUGUGGCUUCUCCUCGUACGGAUGAAUUUCUGGACCUCCUUGCAAGUUCACAGAGCCGUCGACUGGAUGAGCAGCGGGCCAGCUUUAGUAAUCUUCCUGGAUUACGUUUAAAGGAUGACAAUUUGGUGCUGAACCACUUGCUAUCAACGGGAGAUAAGAAAGAAGCAGAAGAAGAUUUCUUUGAUAUGCUGAUAAAAUGUCAGGGGUCCCGACUUGAUGACCAAAGAAGUGCACCACCUCCUGUAGCACCAAAGGGACCAACGGUUCCAGAUGAAGACUUCUUUGGCCUUAUUUUGCGUUGUCAGGGGAAAAGAAUAGAUGAACAGCGUGUCAAUUUACCCACAGACCUGAAAAGAUCUAACACCAGUUAAAAUGACCAUUAAUGUACUUUUUUCUGUCUCUUAAUCUAAUGUAAUUUAAAUGUAGAUUAGAUGCAUUGAAGAAGCUGUAUUUUUGAAUGCAUCAUUUAUUUCAUGUGGGUUGAAAAAUGUACUGAACAGUUCUCCCAUUCUGAAUCUGGAAGUGGAUCAGUACAACACAGAGAUGCUCCCUGCUUCCACUGAGUGAUUUUGAGCAAAUGAUUUCUUAUUGAUAAAAAAAUUGAUAAUGGUGUGUAGCACUGAAUAAUUCACUGCAUUCACUGCCGUUUCUUUGCAAGUGUGAGAGCUGCUGUUAACUUUAUAUUUAGAGUUUGUGCAGAAGAACCUGUUAGCCUUUACUGUGGUUCUUUUUUAUCUCUGUAUGUUAAGGUAAGCUAAUGGUACUUUUAAAUUUUAAUUAUUUAACACUUGAUUUUUUUUUUUUUAAAUCGUAAUGUGUGUAUUUAAAUUUUAAGAUCUUCAGGGACUGGCAAAGGACUGCAGUUUCCAGUUAAGAUUUUUUUUGUAUUGAAAAGAUUCAUUGAACUUUGUUGUAAAUGUCACACAUUGAUAGAAAAUGAGUAUGCUUGUAAAAUAUUAAGAUGCUAUUUUUCCUGUCUGUUUUCAUCAUCCUUGUGAAACUGGAAGAGUGCUUUCCCUGUCAGUGUUCUGCUUGCAGGUAUCAUUGCUGACAUCACAUCAUAUGUUGAUGAACAACACAGUGUGUUCCAUCUUUGAAUGAAUUAUGCUGUGGAAAUCUUGGUGUCUUGCUCAGAAAUUGGUAAUAAAAUUCAGUGAAAACCUGA
This is a messenger RNA of Protopterus annectens (West African lungfish), 3211 nucleotides long. RefSeq names its product G protein signaling modulator 2 (gene GPSM2). The transcript has 15 exons. Lineage: Eukaryota; Metazoa; Chordata; Ceratodontiformes; Protopteridae. Gene Ontology annotation, molecular function: GTPase regulator activity; protein binding. The coding region runs from base 309 to 2417 and encodes 702 amino acids. The record is from RefSeq and is a predicted model, not a curated record.